GCGUCAAAGGGAAACUCUAUCAAAGACACCCACCUACUUUCCUUCACCCAACUUCUACAACAACAGGAUGAGCAGAAGCCUUCGGCCUUGAAUUCCGAAAGAUCUGCGACCAGAUAAUUAAUUCCAUUGCCUCUCACAUGCAGCUCCAGCAGGUCCUCGUAGAGCUCCCCAUCCGUCGCAGCUUCUGUUGAACCUUGAAAAAGCCACCCACAAUGACUUCGCCUGCGCUCUCGGUCGAGCAACAGAUAAAGCAACUCGACGAUGCGAGGAAGCUGGUCCUGAGUGAUGCAAACUACUACCCGCAAAUCAUACAAGGCAUUCUGCCGAUUGUAGCUCCGCCUGCGAGAGUCGAGCUCAGGAGAUGGGUUGCGGAGUUCCUGGCCGAGACGUUUGCCAGUCCGAGUAUUGCGCUGAGUCAGAAGGAGACACUGAGCUUGAUUGUUUUGGAGACACUCAGGGCUUUGAUUGAGAAUCCGAGCGAGGAUGCGGCGGUUGUGAAGAGUGUGGUGCAGACGGCGGCCAGUGUAUAUCCCUUGGUCUUUAGGUGGAUUAUCAACAACCCAUAUGAUACCCUGACCUGGGAACGGAUGCUUGCGAUCAAGUCGAGGAUAUUUCGGAUAUGGGAUAGUGCUGCUCCUGGUGUACGAAUAUGCUGCAUCAAGUUUGCCCAGCGGGUUGUGUUAGUCCAAACGAAAGGCCCUGAUUCUGAUCCAAGGCGCGGUGAUCCACUCGAGGUUUCUCUCUCUAUGGUACCACCAGAUCACAAACUUAUACCCCCGAAGAGCCUUGAAGCAGAAGCCUCGGGAUUACUGGACAGAAUGUUGGCAGUCUUUCAAGAAAACAUCAGCGAUGCUGUGCUUGUUGAUGCCACUUUAAACUCCCUCUCCAUUCUAAUCCGUGCCCGGCCCCAUAUUGCCAACAAGAUCUUGAAUGUUAUCAUGAAUUUCAACCCCUUGAAGCAAGCCAACUCCCCCAUGACACCCAAACUUCGCGUGAUGGUCAAAUCUAUGGAAAAGACUACGCGAUCAUUGCUUGUACACAUCUUGAAGCGGGACCCACAAAACCCCCUGGGACCACGCAUCCAACAGUACGUCGAACGAAUGAUGAGAUCAAGAGCAGAUAUCUUUGAUGAAGCAAGUCGAAAACGGGGACCUCCAGAGCCUACAGAUGGUCUGGAUCCGGCGAAACGACAAAAGCUUGGAGCCCAAGUGGCAAAUGCAGCACCGAAGUUCUACGUUCCUCCUAUGACGCCGGGCCCUCAUUCUAUUGCGGAGCUCUUUACUGUAACGGGCGACGAAGCACUGAAGGCCUUUGAUGUAUCAAUGUUGUCAGAAAACUUGGUUGUCAAGAUUGGCAUCACGAUCUUGCAAAGAAUAGAUGCGGAUACUCUGAAUCAAGCAAUUGAUGGCAUACGUCAACGAUACAAAUCAUUAGGGGCUUCGCAGCCAGAACUCCUGAAUCCUGAAACUGCACCUCUAGGUGUGGACGAGGACGAUGAUGAUUACGAACCUGAUUUCUCCACGGCAGAAACCGAGGAGCAAAUCCUGAACAAACUUGACCUCAUUUCUCCUGAAGUGGAGAAGGUAUCUGCUCCAAAUAUGGCAUUAGGGCACUUCACCCUCCCACAACCGCCACCCUUAACCAACUCACAAGCCGCCGAAGUUGGGCAAGGAACAGUAUCAAGAGUAUUCGGUGUUAUGCAAACAUUGGAAGAGAAGAUCAAGAAGACAAAAGGAGGCAUUAACAGGUUGGCAGCCAGCUCGUUUGACAGAGAUGCCUGGAUCACCAUCCUCACCCGACUAGCAACACGUACCUGCACCGGCCUUGAAGGCGCAGAGGAGGAGAUCAAAGCUGAACCGAGCGAAUCAGAGCAACAGUCUCUCGCCAACAUGAUCCGCGAAUCACUUUUCCUGUACAUCCUAGAAGAUUUCCGAAAACGGAUCGAUAUUGCCAUUGCAUGGCUGUGCGAGGAAUGGUAUAACGACAAAGUCCAAAUGAAAGUCAGCGGAAAUGUCGUCUUGCAUUAUGAGAAAUGGGUUCUCAAGAUCAUGGAUGGCAUGCUACCAUAUCUCGAUGCGUCGGACAGGAAUGUCUUGGUGAGAUUCGUUAGCGAGAUUCCUGGUUUGAGCCCGGAAGUUCUGGGGAGGUUGAAGGGACUGUGCAGAGACCCGGCUACCGUUACGAUCGCGUUAACGAGUCUUCUAUUUCUGACAAUGCAGAAGCCGCCGGCGAAGAAAAUGGUGUUGGGUGUGGUGGAGGAGAUUUGGGAUACUUAUGAGGAUGCGAGGCCCUUCACAUUGAAGCUCUUCGUGAAAUAUAUUCCAGGGUUAGGAGAAAGGGGAAAAGUUGAAGAUGACGAGAAGAGGACCAAUGGCAUGGAGGCUAUUGCUGCAUGAGCUUGACAAUGCGAUUCAGUUCUGGGGAUGGAUAUGAUAAACUUGAUGUGUACUUUAGCUUGGAAGCAUGAGCAUUCAUUGGGUGGCGCAUUGGGGUUUAUCAUGGUGCUUAUGCGGGCAGGCAAAAGUUCUUUUGAUGCUUGGUGGCUGCAUUGGCUGGAGAGACGAUACGAUUUGUAUUAGUGGACGAAAGAGAUGCAUCAAGACACCAGCAGGAAUAAACGAGAACAUUCUUGCGAAUCAGCUAAGCUCUGCAAUGGCGUGGAGACUAAAAAACUCCUUCAGAAAAGAUGCAAACUGUGG
This is a messenger RNA of Hyaloscypha bicolor E, 2699 nucleotides long. RefSeq lists its product as uncharacterized. Gene Ontology annotation, cellular component: mRNA cleavage and polyadenylation specificity factor complex. Bases 213 to 2396 code for a protein of 727 amino acids. The transcript is spliced from 7 exons. NCBI's taxonomy places the organism in Eukaryota, Fungi, Ascomycota, Leotiomycetes, Helotiales, Hyaloscyphaceae. The record is from RefSeq and is a predicted model, not a curated record.